CUCAGAAAUACCGUACAUCAGUACCUAUUGACUGCAUGCCACACAAGCCUGUCUUCUCUGUCCAUGUCGAUGAUGACGUUAACAGCCAUCCACCUGCGACUCCUCAGCAUGUGUUACAGUUUGACAAGGUCUUGAGCUCACGCAAACCAGAUAGACCUUCUGUCAUGGAUACACUCAGGAAUAAGCCAGAAAAUGCUGAAGGCCAAAAGUCAAAGGUAAUGUACUGCAAGGAAAAAAUUUAUGCUGGGACUCAGGAGUUUUCUUUUGAAGAGCUUCGUGCAGCAAGGAUAUUGGCCAGGAUAAGAGAGGGAACCUACAGAGCACCAGUUAUUGAGAGACCUCGCACAGAUGUCCGAUACAUGUAUCCAAAAAAGGAGGUUUAUGACUUAAUCCGUGGCGAGUUCCAGUAUGAGGAAAUUCUCGCCAGAAGACAUUUUGCUCGUCAAGAGAACAGGGAGGCUGCAAGAAACUUGCAAAAGAGAAGCUCUACAGUACAGUGUAAAAGUGUGCCAGCCAAUGGCAAACAGCCUGGAAGUGACAUCAAAUUGAGUUGCAACAAGGAAUUGUGUGCCAUGGAGAUUGGCAGCUGUCAGAGGAAUGUCAUGACAACUGUUCCUGAGCAAACCACUUCAACUGAAGUUUCAAAAAUGACAGUUCAUAACAGUGUGGCUGCUGAACCUGUAGCGCGACGAGGUCUUGCCUUUGCAGAUCAUUCUAGUGCUCCUCUUCCUUCUGUGCAAAAGAGAUCUGAUGGCAAAGAAGACAUGGCAGACGCUGAUCCCAUGGUGUAUCGAGGUCUUGCUUUUGCGUAUCAGUCAAGUGCUUCUCUUCCUUCCGUGCAGAAUUCAACCAACAAUGAGCAUACCUCUUCAAAGCCUCCCCACUCCACCCUGGCGAGUGAUUCACAGUCUAAGUUCCAAAAGUCAGCUUUCCACCCAGUCACUCCGGAUGUAAACGGGUCCAUUAGCUUCAACAGUUCCAGUCUGGCCGGCCCUUCGCCGACAGUAUUCACUAAACAAGCGUUGAUGGUUGUGGGAGAUAUGUUUUGUGGCCCGCUUGAUUCGGAACGUGACUUAACCUUGGGGCCGCGCCAGGAGAUGGAUAAAACAGAAAAAGAGUUUGAAGCAGCAUUUACUGGUGAUGAUACCACUACCACUGUGGCAUUUUCAAAAGGUCUUGGGGGAAUGGGUGGAUUCACAGGUGCUUCUGGUUUCGUAAUUUACGAUGAGACUGUGGCUGAUAAAAGAAAUGGAGACACAGAAGACACAGAAAAGGAAUCAGAAGACAAAGAGAACAUGCCACCAAGAGGCACCCAGCAAGAAGCAUGUCGUCGACCCUUGGCUGGUUUUCUUCAGCCAUCCCUGGGUAUUCCAAUCUGCUCAGAAGAGGACGACGAAGAAGAAGCUGAAAUGAAUGACAAAUUUGAGAAUGCAAACUUCAAGAAGUACCAACCUUUGCAACAACUGGAUAAAACUAGCGAGGUUUUCUCAGCCGAUUUCACACAAGACCAGACCCUUUCAUCUACGAGCUUUGCUGCUGCGGCACACAUGGCCUCGACUCCAUUCUGUUACGCAAAUGGCCCCUUGUCACUUCCCAGCAUUCCUUGGAGCACUAUUCGCCCAGCCAAUGAAAAUCCAGAGUUGAAUGACAUGGACUCUUACGGAAACCAAUACCCAUCCACACAUCCAAACACUGUCCAAGCAGGUAACAGCUUUAUGUCCACACCCAGCAAAGUUUUGAGCCCAAUCUUUGAAGCUAGCCAGGAGGAUGCCAAAUCGACAAAUUCAAGUCAUUCGUCUAAUGGUUCAUCCAGGCGAUUCUCGUGUUCAGCGGGAGCAUCGCAGCACAAUGGGUUAGAUCUGAGCAAGAUACAAGAGGAAGCAAGUCUCUGUCAGGCUGAUGGUGAGCCACAGGCCGCCGUCAAUGUUGGUAAUGCUGCAAUCAAUCCUUUCGCUGGUGCUGUUGUUGACAAUUUACUCCGCCAAAUUAAUCCUCCGUUAUCGAGUUAUGAAGGAUUUACGGUGUCAAGCAAAGAGGUGCCAAGAAUUGUAUCAAAUGCAUCGAUGUGCCUAGGUGACAAUGAAAUAUUCAAAGUUGAAAAGUUGAUAGGUUCUGGAGCUUUUGCCAAAGUUUUCUUAGCGAAAAAAUGCGGUGACACUGAUGAUGACGACUUUGAAACUGACGACGAAAGUGCCGUGGUGUUGAAGGUACAGGAAAUAUCGAUUGAAUGGGAAUUUUACGUAAGCAAACAGCUUCAAAAGAGAAUGAGGCAGCAUGGAUGCUCUAGAGAGCUGCAGGCGAUGUUUAUGGACCCAGUGGCGGCAUUUGUGUAUUCUAAUUCAUCAGUGUUGGUAGAUAAAUACAACCCGCUUGGUACCAUUCUGGAUAUGGUAAACAAAUACAAGAUGAAGAAGAAGACUUUGGAGGAAGGCGUACUGUUCUAUUACACCAUUGCUCUUUUGCGAAUUUUAGAGACCUUGCACGCUUGUUGCAUCAUUCACGGAGACGUAAAGCCAGACAAUUUCCUUGUCUUGGAUAGUGAAGACACACUGGACUGCGCAUGUCUGAAACUGAUCGACUUCGGACGUAGUGUGGAUAUGAAUCAUUUUCCAGCUGGAACCACUUUUACUGCCAACUGUUACACAGAAGAUUUCCAGUGCAUAGAAAUGAAAGAGGGUAGACCUUGGACUACUCAGGUUGAUAUGUAUGGGCUUUUGGGCACAAUACACUGUCUCUUAUUUCUUGAUUACAUGAAAGUAAGCCAAGACAAAAUAGGAAGGUGGAAGACCUCAAAACCAUUCAAAAGAUAUUGGAAUCCAAUUUGGGGAAGGCUCUUCGACUCACUGUUAAACAUACCAAGCUGCGAGGAGCAACCUUCUCUGAAAGAUUUUCGUGAAGAAUUUGAACAGUUGUACCUUGGGGACGAAGAAAAUUACUCCCGACAGAGACGAAGCCACGAGGUGUUCAUGUUUUAGGCGCACCUUUGCUCGAUACCCUACUGGCUUCUGAAUGGGAGGAAGAACUUUAUCAUACAGCUCCUGAUUAAAGAGACACUUUUAUAUAUUCUGGUCGGAAAUACGACGAAAUAUCAAAACCUUUCCUUGAUUUGGCAUAAAUUUUAUGCACGUGUUCGAACGUUUGUUGUUUUCGUUAGCUCUCUUGUUGAAGAAGGGCGUCACGUAACUUACGAUGAUUCCACUAAGGUACGCCAAGGCUAAAUCGCGCUGGCUUCCUAACUGACAGGCCCCAACGUAUUCUUUUUUCGACAUUGCUGAAAUGAAAACGCGUUUGAAAGUAUUUGGAACCCAUUUCGAGAGAGAGGGUUUUUUUGUCACUUUCGGGCGAUAUAAUACCAGUUUUUUUUUUUUUUUAAAUCAAAAAAACACACUCACACAAACAAACAAUUAAAAACUGUUGUGUUUUAUUUAACAAAUCGCAACCACUCACGUUGGUGCCAACGCUUUUGUUAUUUCUUCCCUUUUACUCAAAAAGUGUUUGUGUGUGUAGGGUGGGGGGAGCACGAGUUCCCCCUGCCCCCCCCCCCCAAUUCUUACAAGCAUGAUUCACGUUCAAGAAAGGAAGAGAAAGACGAAGAAGCUGGGCCACCUGUGGUUUCCAGCUCUGUAGGAGAUCGAUCACGUAAGUGGUAAUAAUUUUAGCGAAGAGUGAAUACCAGUUGAAAAUCACUUUUCGAGAUCCUAGAACAGGUGGCGAGCCACCCGCUCGUGUUCACAAAAACCACACAGGUCAAGGAGCCGGGCGCAGUUUUAGUAAUGUUAGCAAUUGCAGGGAAAUCAUUCAAUUGAAACGGGUCGCUCCCCACGAAUUAAGCUACGUUACCGUUGCCAAGGAAGCUCGUGAAAACUGUAAGUAGCCUGGAAAUCAUUUAUUGAGCAAAAAUCUAAGUUAUCGCCUUUACAGUGUCUCAUUUCCUCUUCAAAAUAUUUUAGCAUUUGUAUUCACCGAGUAAACUAUUAGAGUAAAUAAAUUUAAAAGGUACCUUAAAUAGCUUGGAAGAUAUUGUCAAAUGCAUUGCAGCUCGCUAAGCUCAGCACAUAGCCUGCAGAGCUUGAAAUUAAAGUUGUCGUUUGCCAUAUUUGAAAGAGGGAGGGAAUGGAAGAGGAUGUCAGAAACAAAAACAUUGAUGUAGUCAACGCCAAUUUGUCUCAUCCUCUAAGAAUCUGAAACAUUUACAUAAAGGCUUAUUUGCUGAGAUUCAAGCAGAAGAUAUUUCUCAGUCUCCUGGUCCCAGGAGUCGGUCCAAGUAAGCUAGGUUACCGUCAGGAUUCAGCUUGGAGACGUAUGUUUCUUUGAAGUAUUGCACUGCUUCUAUAACAGAUGUUUUUUUCUAGGGCAGGUGGUUUAG
Molecule: messenger RNA, 4366 nt
Organism: Stylophora pistillata
Lineage: Eukaryota; Metazoa; Cnidaria; Anthozoa; Scleractinia; Pocilloporidae
Product: mitotic checkpoint serine/threonine-protein kinase BUB1
Biological process (GO): meiotic sister chromatid cohesion, centromeric; mitotic spindle assembly checkpoint signaling; protein phosphorylation
Cellular component (GO): nucleus
Molecular function (GO): ATP binding; protein kinase activity
Source: RefSeq, a predicted model, not a curated record